CCCGCCUUGGGUGAAUUCAACUCCGGACCGUAAAUGCGUAGUUAAUUACUUCCUACCUCCUAAGUUACUUACACUUCGGAAGAUAGGUAUUCUCUAACUAACGACGGGCUAUUAAUUACACGGCUUACACGGCUUACACGGAGAUAAUUACAUGUCCCUUUCCUAUAUAUAUAUAUAAUUCCCCCUCCCCUCGCUGUCCAUAUAUAUUAUAGCUUUUUAUAUAGUUAAUCAUACUGAAUAGAAAGAAUAGUUAAGUCAUGGUUGAUGAAUAAUAGCACCGUCCAGCAACAAGCUUAAAAGCCCCCCCUACUUCAGUUUCAACCCUUCCCUCCAACUCCACCCUCCACCCUCCACCCACCAGCUUCCUCUCCGCCAUGCCUCCGAUAGCCGGCCAAACCCUCCUAGUCAUCGGCGGGACAUCCGGGAUCGGGGCCGCGGUAGCCAAGCUCGCCGCGGCCGAGGGUCUCGACGUCUCCGUCGCAUCGUCGAACCCGAGCCGGGUCCAAGCCGCCGUCGAGGCCAUCCGGGAUGCCGUCGUACCCGGCGCCCGCGCCCGCAUCCGCGGCUACGUGUGCGACGUGAACCACGACGACGCCGAGUCCAGCCUCGAGCAGCUGCUCUCCGACGUGACCAACGCCAACGGGCGUCCCCUCGACCACGUCGUGUACACGGCCGUCGCGCUGGACGACGUGCGUCCCGUCGCCGACGUGAACAUGAAGUACCUGCGCGACAGCAUGCAGUUCGGCUACGUAGCGCCGCUGCUCAUCGCCAAGCUAGCCCCGCGCUACGUGAACCAGAGCUACAAGUCGUCGCUGACCUUCACGAGCGGCCGCGUUGCCGAGCGACCUGUCAAGGGUAUGACGGUCGCCUCGGGCUGGGGUGCGUCGCUCUUUGGCACCACGCGCGGUCUCGCGCUCGACCUCGCGCCCGUGCGUGUGAACCUCGUGAGUCCUGGUGCUACUGACACCAAGAGCGGCGAGGAAUGGGCUCGGUGGGUGGACAUGAUGGCCAAGACUUCCUUGCUCGGAAAAAUCGGGACUCCCGAGGAGGUCGCAGAGGCGUACAUCUAUUUGAUGAAGGACACUAACAGCACGGGAAGCUGUGUAAGUACAAACGGAGGCAUCUUAGUUCAGUAGAAUAACAACUGGUAUCGAAUGCCUGAAAGGCCGGAGUGGUAUGUAUCGGUUAGGUAGUCUAAGAUAUACCAAUUAGAAAUGAGAAUUACAAGUAGGUCGAAUUAUUGUUAUGCUAUUGGC
This is a messenger RNA of Daldinia vernicosa, 1256 nucleotides long. RefSeq names its product putative short chain dehydrogenase/ reductase. The record is from RefSeq and is a predicted model, not a curated record. Gene Ontology annotation, molecular function: oxidoreductase activity. NCBI's taxonomy places the organism in Eukaryota, Fungi, Ascomycota, Sordariomycetes, Xylariales, Hypoxylaceae. The transcript has a single exon. The coding region runs from base 375 to 1136 and encodes 253 amino acids.